UUGACACUCACUCACUACUACUACUUAGUAAAGGGACUAUUCACUCACACACACUUCAGAAUGGCUGCUCCUCGUCUUGCUCUGUCUGUGUUCGUGCUGAUGCUGGCAGCUGUCAUGGUCACUGAAGGUAUGCGCGGCGCCGGCCCAAGGAAAUGCUGCUUUCGUUUCAAUGAAAAACCACUGCCCAAAGAGCGAGUGAUGGGCUACAGUAAGACCAGCCAGCAGUGCUCCAUCCCCGCUGUGUUGCUGAAGACAGUGGCAGGGCGUCAGCUGUGUGUGAGACCAUCAGCCACUUGGGUGAAGGACAUCAUCACCUACCUGGAAGCCAAGGCCAUCCCAGGGCAGGCAUCCAACAUGUAACCAUGGCAACACCACCAUCAGUGCUUCCAGUGAAAAAAAUCUGGCUAGUCCAUGUGAAAUGAUAUUGCAGCUUUUCAAACCUUAACUUUUAAACUGAUAUGUUGCUGUCUCCACUGUAACAUCUGUGGGUUUAUAUCAUAUGCUAAAUAGCAGCUCUCUGUUUUGCGAAUAUAUAUACAACCUGCUUUCAUCAGAUUUUUAUACAUAGCAACAAUGUUUUUAAGAUGACAUAUUUAUACAUUUUUAUACAUUUCCACUAUAUAUUAGGUAGAGAAAUUCAAUGUAUUUUAUUAUAUGGAACAAAAGGUAUGAUUUGCUUGUAGUAUUAGUACAACACUCAAAGUCAGACCGUCAACACUGUGAAUUACAUUUGCAUUGUAAUUUGAAUUAACUUACAGAAACUACAUUUACUGUAAAACAGCAAUGCCUCCCAAUUCCACUUGGUGUCAUCAGUAGAGUAUAAGCUAUGGGAAACACCACUA
Scomber japonicus (chub mackerel) is the source of this 842-nucleotide messenger RNA. Its product is annotated as monocyte chemotactic protein 1B-like. NCBI's taxonomy places the organism in Eukaryota, Metazoa, Chordata, Actinopteri, Scombriformes, Scombridae. The record is from RefSeq and is a predicted model, not a curated record. Gene Ontology annotation, cellular component: extracellular region. Gene Ontology annotation, molecular function: CCR chemokine receptor binding; chemokine activity. The coding region runs from base 61 to 360 and encodes 99 amino acids. The transcript is spliced from 3 exons. Gene Ontology annotation, biological process: lymphocyte chemotaxis; cellular response to interleukin-1; cellular response to type II interferon.